Closterium sp. NIES-65 is the source of this 4956-nucleotide messenger RNA. NCBI's taxonomy places the organism in Eukaryota, Viridiplantae, Streptophyta, Zygnematophyceae, Desmidiales, Closteriaceae. The record is from the annotation of a GenBank genome assembly.
AUGGCGCUGGUUCUCGCCGCUACGUCCAAUUCCCCCGUCGUCGCCGCCUCCGCCGCCGCCGCAACAGCAGAAACAGCAGCCUCGAUUGUUGUCUCUGCUUCUGAUGCCGCAGAACGUAGCAGCCCCUGCCGCAAGCGCCGCCACGUGGUCGAUGGAGCCGAUGGCGGCGCCGCAUGCGCUACGAGAAGCUCGCCGCCGACCGCCGACCACGCCGCCGCUGGUAAAGCUUCUCCAGGCUCUGCGACCAAUGCCGUCGGUGGCGCGGUCGUCAUGUCGCAUGCCGCCGCCGGCGAAGCCGUGCGACGCGUGGGGACGGGGAUUUCUCUCAAGCGCCUCAAGACGGAGAGCCGCGCGCGCAGCUGGGCGGCCAGCGGAGCUUCGCCGCGCGGCGCAUCAGGCGCAGGCGGCGGUGCGCGCCAGGGCGCCGGAAAGAGCGGCGGAAAUGCGCGCGCCGCAUCCUCUGCCGGCGGAGCUCACGGAAGGGGCGGCGGAGCGGGUCCGACCGCGUCUGCCGCCACGACCAGCGGAGGCGGAGAGCUAGCCGUUGCCUUGUCCGAUGGCGGCGGCGUCGGCGGAGGCGUUGGCAACCUUACCACAGGAGGCGCCGCGGUGAUCCCGCACCGCGACCGCCACAGCAAGGUGCAGACGUCCAAGGGGCUCCGCGACCGGCGCGUGCGCCUGUCUGUCCCCGCGGCACUCGCGUUCUACGACGUACAGGAUCGGCUCGGCGCGGACCACCCGUCGGAAGCGCUGGAGUGGCUGCUGAUGCACGCCGCGCAAGCCAUCGCGCACCUUCCCUCCGCGCCCCAUGGCGGCGGCCGCGGAGGUGAUGGCUCCGCGGGGCGCGCGACGGCGACGACGGCGGCGGCGGCCCUAUCGACAGGCACGUCUCUCCCCGCCCCUGUGGCUGGCAACGCCCGCGCAGCUGCGCGCGCUGCUGCACAAGCCAGCGCAGCAGGGAUUGGCGGAAGGGGAAAUGGCGCAGCGGCGGCUGGUACUGGUGUUGCUCCGAAAGCUGCUGGUGGUGGUGUUGCUGGUGCUGGUGGCGUGGAUAGCGGAGUUACUUCCUCCGAGGUACCUGUGGCAGCUGCUGCACGUCCCGCACCGUCAUCACGUCCCGUGCCUGCUAUGUCCGCGCCUGCGCCAUCGAUCCCCACCAGAGCCGGCAGCACCGGGUGCUCGCCUGCGCUUGCUUGCGCUGCCCUCACUCCUAGAAGACUCGCCUCCCCUCUCGCGCUCCCUCCCCCCAUCCCACCCCCCCCCGCCGCUGCUGCUGCUGCUCCUGGCGGAGCGGCCAGUCGUUGCCUUCCCCAGGCGCACCUGGCGGCGCACCAGGCAAGCUCCGCAGUGGGCACAGCAGCAGCGCUGACGGCUGGUGUGGGCGGGCGGCGGCAGCAGAACCACGUGGUGUUCGCCCUGCCUGCCACUCCUGCCUCCUCCGCACCUGCCGCUACUGGUGCUGGCACUAGCACCGCUGCUGCUGCGACUACUGCCUCUGGUGGGGCACCCAUGGAGCAGUCAGCAGCUGCUGCUGCUUCUGCUGCCGUGUCUGGUAGCCCUGGUGGGUCCAUGUCACUCAUUGGCUGUGCUGCCACUGCCACUGCUGCUGGUACUGCUGGUACUUGCUCAGAAGGAGAGGCUGGUAGGGUGGGAGGCAGAGGGGGAGGAGGUGGGGAGGCUGUGAGCGUGUGUGUGUCGGGGCCUUGUGCCACGACAACCACGACCACGAACAACAAUGGCGUUGCUGCUGGCAACGCGGGCAAGAGCAACAAUGUGUACGGGGAGAGCAAACAAGCAGACGGCAACGUUGCUUCUGCCGCUGCUGCUGCCACCACAACGACCACGACCACCAGCGGCAGUCAGCAGUAUGAGCAGGAGCAGCAGCAGACGCUUCACUCAUUGCACAAACGCACCCGUUUCAGCCAUGCCAGUGCCAAUGCCAACCCCCAUCGGCAGCACAACCACCUGCACCAUCCGCACCAAUCCCAUCGCCCCACGUGUCAACCAUCGGGUCUCGGCGUGCCUCCUGUGUCCGUGGGUGAAGUGUGUGGAAGGCCACGUGGCACCAUCAGCACCUCCUCUUGCCACUCCGGCCCUGCUUCCGCUGCUGGUGCUGCUGCAACCGCUGCGGCUGCUGCUGCUGCUGCUGCUGCCGACGCCGGUGCUACUGCAGCCACUGGCGCUGCUGCAGCUGCCACUACUACUGCUGCUGCUGCUGCGUCUGCCGUUUGCGCUGGUCCUGCUACUGCUGCUGCUGCGCCUGCUGGUGUGGAUUCACACGCGGUGGCUAGUGCUUGUGGCGGGAUGGACUUUAACGAGGAUGACUGGGCCCUGGGAGAUUCGUCGAAGCUGGGGUUUGAAUUCCCAUGGGAGGCGAAGAGGGAGGUUGGAGAAGAGGUGGGGGAAGGGGAGGGGGAGGGGGAGGGAGAGGAGGAAAAGGAGGACGAGGAUGAGGAGGAUGAGGAAGAGGAGGAAGAUGAGGAGGAGGAGAGGGAAAGGGAGAGGAAGAAGGUGGUGGUGCGUGGGCUGGUGGCAAAAGCAGUGGCGGCGUGUGGAGGUGUGGUGGAGGGGGAGAUAGAUGGAGUGUACUGUGUGAAGCGCGAGGGGAAGAGGCUGCGCUUACCAUCCGACCAUGGAGGGAAAGGCAAGUCGUUUGCUGCUGCUGCUGCUGCUGCUGCCGCUGCUGCCGCUGCUGCUGGUGAUGCUGGGUGUGCUGGUGGUGGUGGUGAUCCGAUGGUGGUGGUGGAAGCACGGCAUGCAGCGGCGUCACAGCAAGGUCAGAAUGCAAGCUCAGGCGUGGAAGAGGGGGAGGUGCAGCAGAGCCUGCACCUCCCUCCGCAGCACCAUCAAGAGCACAAUCAGGAGCAGCAGCAUCAGGAUCGCCAUCACCACGAGGAGCAGCAGCAGCACCACGAGUUGCAUGCAUUGCACGAGGAGGAUCAACACCUGGCAGGGCUGACAGCUGAGGAGAUGGAGCAAGCAGCGCACGGCAUCACGUCUGCUGCCGCGGCAGCAGCAGCGCCACUGCACCAUGUCCCAGCCCAUCACUUCCCUGCUCUUUCUGCCCCCGCCGCCCUCCCCACCGACCACCACAUGACUGCACACGUGUUCCCACACGUCCACACAGGCGGCAAGGCCAUCCCAGCAGCAGCAGCAGCAGGCGCAGCAGUGGCGGGCAAGAGCAUGUGGGCGAGCCCUGGCAUGCUGGCAUCCGCCUUUUCAAGCAGUCUAGGUGACCUCAUGGAUCUGGGCGGGCCUGAUGGCUGCGACCUCGCUCUGGCCAUGGGCCUGCCGCCCUCGCCCCUGCACUUCCCUGCCAUGCACCAUGCCGGUGGGGAUGUGCAUGGCGGUGGGGGUGAGGAGGGUGGGGGUGUGGAUGGGGAUGGGGAUGGCGAGGAUGAGUUGGCACAGGCACGUGCUGACGAUGAUGGGUUCGCUCUGCACCACCCACACUCACUUCCCUUGUACAGCCCGUCUUCUCCUAGUGCUGCUGCUGCUGCCGCUGCUGCCGCUGCUGCCGCUGCAGCUGGUACAUCCCUCCCCGGUCUCCCCUCAAUCCCCACUCUCCGAACCGCCAUGCCCUCAAUGCACUGCCGCAUGCACUCAGCAGCAGACCCUGCCAAUGCCUCCUGGGGCAAUCCCUUCACCUCUCACCGCGCUUUCACCCCAUUCGCCUCGCUCCACUACCCACCCAUGGGUUUGCUGCCCCCAUCCCCAGCAGCGGCAGCAGCAGCAGCUGCGGCGGCAUCAGCGGCUCAUGCGAGGGCGACGAUGGGAGGUGAUACAGGUGCAGGGCUCAUGUCGGGUGCCUCUCUGUCAGGCCAUUCUCUGGGGCCUGCACCGCUAGGCCUGCCCUGGUAUGAUGGUGUGGGACAGCAGAUGGGGUAUCCGCCUGCUGCUUCUCCUGCGUCUGCUGCUGCUCUGGCCCCUCUUUCUGGUACGCCUGCUGGCGCUCUGGAUGCUCCCAAUGGUGCUGCUGGCGGUGCUGUAUCCUGGUCGCAGCAGCAGCAGCAGCAGCAGCAGCAGCAGCAGCAGGAACAGCAGCAGCAGGAACAGCAACAGCAGCAGCAGCAGCGGAGCUUACAGGACGGACAUAAGCAACACCAGCAGCAGGAGCAGGAGCAGGAGCAACAGGAGGGUGGUGAGAGCAACGGGCAGUCACACAAGGGUCAGGACGGAUCAUCCGCCUCCUCCGUUGCCUAUGCCGCACUCGCCUCUGCUGCUGAUCCCACCGCUUCUCUCUCAGCCUCUGCUGCCUCUGCCUCUGCCUCUCUCACGCCGCCUGCAGCUGCUGCUGGCGCCGUGGCAGGUGCCAGUGCCGGCUCCAAUGCCAUCAUUGUCGAUUCAUGCGCUGCUCUCCCUCACUCUACCCGUGCCGCUGCCACUGCCGCUGGCACUACCCCUGCCACUGCCCCUGCAACCUCCGCCACCACCACCACCACCACCACCUCCUCCCACCCACUCCCCCACUCCCACCACCACCAGCAACUCAUUCUAGCCUCCACUGGCUCUUCCCUUGCUGCUGCUGCUGCAACAGCAGGGGGGGGAGCAGGGGCCUUGUACCCCUACACCCCAAUGCGCCAUGCUCCCCUGCACUACACCCACCCCCACCCUGCUUUCUACCCUGAUGCUACAGCAGCGCGGUACCUCGCGCCUGCCAUGUGUCUGGCUCCCUUGCACGACUCCCAUCUCCAUCCCGCCCAGGGCCUGCAUUCCGUGUGCACUACCAGGCACACCGGCAGUGCCAGUGCGAGUGCCGGUGGCAGGGGAGGAGCUGGGGAUUUGUGCAGCAGCCAUGUGCGCGGUGUUGGAAGGGAGUUUGGCAGGGGGGUGGGGAGAGAGUAUGGAGCAAAGGAGCAGUGUGUGCAGGCAUGCUGCAACCCUGUUGCUGCUGCUUUAGGUGGAACGACUACUGCCUCAGCUGCUCCCACGGCACAUACAUUUGAAGGCUUCUGA